Molecule: messenger RNA, 629 nt
Organism: Spinacia oleracea (spinach)
Lineage: Eukaryota; Viridiplantae; Streptophyta; Magnoliopsida; Caryophyllales; Amaranthaceae
Product: EG45-like domain containing protein
Exons: 3
Coding region: 60-440 (126 amino acids)
Biological process (GO): systemic acquired resistance
Cellular component (GO): cell wall; apoplast
Source: RefSeq, a predicted model, not a curated record
GCUAUUAGAAACAUUACAGCACAAAACAAGUGAGCAAUACUACUAUACUAGUGAGCAAAAUGAGGAUGAAAGCAGUUGUAGUUGUGAUCUUUGUGAUUAGCCUAGCCAUCUCUGUCGCGAAUGCUAAUACUGGGUUUGCUGUUUACCAUACUCAUCGUACUCCAUCGGCAUGCUACGGAAGCCAGGACAAUGGACCAUGGAUAGCAGGGGUAAGCAAUGCCCUAUGGAACGGUAGAGGAGCAUGUGGAAGGUAUUACAGGGUUACUUGUAUUGGAGGAGCUAAUUUGGCUCCUCACCCUUGUAAAGGAGGAAGUGUUACUGUCAAAGUUACUGACUUAUGUUCUAGUUGUGCCGGUGACAUUAACCUUUCUCAAGAAGCUUUCAAUUCCAUUGCUGACCUUCGAGCUGGCAAAAUCCGUGUCCGAUACGACCCAUUAUAAAAAAGUUAUAAGCCUAUGUUGUUGAGAGACUGACGGCACGCCGGCAUCAUGGAAUAAAUAAAGUCUCAUGGUUUAUGCCAUAAUAUAUGAAGCAUUAAGUAAAAAUUAGAGCAUGGUAAUGCUUAAAGUAGAGUUAUAUUAGCAUGUGUGGAUGUGGAGAAGUUAUAAAGCCUUGCCAUAUACAAAUAU